This is a messenger RNA of Beta vulgaris subsp. vulgaris (sugar beet), 2275 nucleotides long. RefSeq names its product RING-H2 finger protein ATL80. The record is from RefSeq and is a predicted model, not a curated record. The coding region runs from base 1546 to 2124 and encodes 192 amino acids. The transcript has a single exon. NCBI's taxonomy places the organism in Eukaryota, Viridiplantae, Streptophyta, Magnoliopsida, Caryophyllales, Amaranthaceae.
CUUCUCGGUGGAACAUAGGUAGAUGUAUAAAAUGGAUGGUGUAAAUUGGAGAACAAAAGCACAGGAGAAAAAGAAUGAAUUAGAUUCUUCUAUAUAGCACUUUUUUACUCAGUAUGGAGAUCUCCUUUUCUAAUUAGGCUAUCCCACUACAAAAGCUCCUUUAAACUUAUGUCAUGUUAUCUUAUAAACAUCUGCACACUUUUUGGAUAUAAUUAUUGGAGGAGUUGCUAGCUGGAGAAAUAGAACUCUGCUUAUACGUGGUUCUAUGCUUGUAAGAGCAGCAAUCAUGCUGUUGUGUGCUUUGGCUUAUUAUGCAGUUCAAGCAUUUGUUUAAGUCUGAGAUGCUCACUACUGGUCAAGUAGUCUAUUUGUUCCCUUGUUCUUGUUAGUGCCGGAUGCAUAGUUGUUUUAUACUUUUAUUAACUAUAUAAAAUUAUAUAGACAUAUAGUGAUAGUGGAAAGAAGACAUGUUCCUUGUCCAGUGUCUUUAUUUGGAUUUGGGCCCUGUUCUCUUUUAACUUUAAAAAAUCACUAUUCAUUUUAUAUAUGGGGAUCAGCUUCUAAUUACUUUGGGCCAGAAGUAUCAUUUUUAAUCAGUAUUUGCACAUACGAGAAACAAUAGACAAUCAGUAAAAUUCAGUAGCAGUAAAUAUGAUUUCAGUACAAUGAAUUUUUUUUGUGAAAAAUUAGUGUACUAGACACUUUUACCCUCCACUAUUAGUGUUCUUGUAGGUCAGUGUCAAUUUGAUGUUCACUGGUCACAGUGCAGAGAUGACGCAUAUAAAGAGGAUAGAAGGUCAACUAGAGGUGUGGAAAAAUUUAUAUCCAAGUUUAGUUUCUAUGAUGUUUUGUGUCUUUCUCGUGGAAAGAAAAGUUGGAUGAUCUCAUAAAUUGACUGCAAUGCUGACGAUUCAUAAGUUAUUGGUAUGUAAUCAGCUAACGGUCGAUAUCCUGCUGUGUUAGCAGUCACCUAAAUUUGUGACCUAAUUUCAAGCUUUUUUCGUCUGCCAAAGGCCCAUGAAUAUAAGCUCAUAUUAGAAAUUGUACUUUAAUUAGAUAAAGGAAGCUGACAAUGUGACUUGAAUGAUCCAUGAUACCGUUACUUUGCCCUUCUGUUCACAUACAUUUUAUUUGGAAGAAUUCUAGCAUGAAAACAGAGUGAAGUCUUCAUAUUGUUAGUAUGAAUGGUUUUUUUUAGGUCACUACCAAAUAGAAUUAUUUUUCGAUGGCGGGCCUAUAUGUGAUACCAAACUAAGCUGCUAAGUGCUGUAUGAGCUGAUGCUGACCUAUUCCUCUCAAAAGAAACAAGAGAGAAAAAGGCAAGGAGCAUUUUUUUUUUUUGUUGAGAGGUGGGAAGAAAAGAAAGUAAAUGCUGUCCUGUUAUUGGCUGACAGCAAUUUGUUUCAUGUUGCGAUUACUAUAAAAGCUUUGCAAACCUUAGAAUGAAACAUCGUUGAGAGAUAAAUCCUCUAUCUGACACUCCUGUACCCUCUAUACCCUCUCUUAGUAGAUCUCAGGAAAAAUAGAAAGGAAGAAGCAAAAGUCAUGGUUGUCGGUCUAAGGUUUCUUUCUGCAGUUAACACAUCAGUGUCUGCCAAUAAUGCAGGACUGACGUCUACCCAAUCAGAUUAUGUUAUCAUCCUAGCUGCUCUCUUUUGUGCCCUUAUUUGUGCAAUUGGCCUUGCGGUGGCAGCGCGAUGUGUUUGCUUUCACCACCCUCUCAAUCUUUUCUUGACAAAUUCAGUCCUUCAAACCUCAGCACCUCCGCCAGGUCUCGACAAGAAGGCCCUUAACUUACUGCCAACAACCAACUAUGUUUGUGAAGCAGGUGGUAGUGACAAACAGACUGACUGUGCCAUCUGUUUGACGGAGUUUGCUGAUGGAGAUAUAAUGAGGAUUCUUCCACGAUGUAACCAUGUCUUUCAUGUAACCUGCAUUGACACAUGGCUUGGGUCCCACUCAUCGUGUCCAUCUUGUAGACAGUUGGUUCUUAUAGGUGGUCAAUGUCUUCACUGUGGUGGAUUUUCUGCUAAUCAGGGUACCCAUGGUACUCCCACAGAGGUUCGUAUGAGAGAGAAUGAUACGUUGUGCAGGCAAGACUAUGUGCGUGCAUUUUUACCCUAGAAUUAUAUGGAAGUGACAUCUGUGUUUCCUUUUUCUUUUCGUUUGUUUUUACUACCUUCAUUUGAUUGUAGGAGUUAUGUAUAUAAAGAAAUCUGAACUGUUUUAGUAUCCAUCUAUGUGCAUCUGAUUCUAAUAUUCUUCUUGCAUUGUC